Westerdykella ornata is the source of this 1266-nucleotide messenger RNA. RefSeq names its product alpha/beta-hydrolase. The coding region runs from base 109 to 1266 and encodes 385 amino acids. The record is from RefSeq and is a predicted model, not a curated record. NCBI's taxonomy places the organism in Eukaryota, Fungi, Ascomycota, Dothideomycetes, Pleosporales, Sporormiaceae. The transcript has a single exon. Gene Ontology annotation, molecular function: hydrolase activity.
CCUUCCAUCACAGUUCUACCCAGUAUAAGUUAAAACGACUCGAGUCCCUCCCUUGAGACCUCCAUUCCUCCACCUCUGAGCCCAGCAGCCCGAGGUCUCGCAGCCAUCAUGGCAGACCUAUUGCAAUACCAGCCCUUCAGAGGCCUCUACGCCCUCACAGCCCUCGGGUUCGAGCUGGCCCGCAUCCCCCUCUGGAUCCUCAAAUACAUCCUCCCCUACGGCCGUCAACACCCGAAAUGGAGCUUCCGCCAGGCCCUCAGCGUGCGCCUUUUCCUCUCCGCCGUACACCACAUAGCGCGUCUCCGCAUCAAGACUCCGCUCCCCUUAACCCCGGGCGCCGAAAAAGAGCGCUUCGUCGUCCUCAAACCCGCCGCAGGGAAAUACUUCACCGGCCCAUUCGCGCCGACCGAGCACGUCAAACCCAUCCCCAUAGGCGCAAGCUGGUAUCCCGCGCCCCUAACCCCCUCCUCCAACACGUCCGCCAUCCUGGUAAUCCUCCACCUCCACGGCGGCGCCUUCGUCAUCGGCGACGGCCGCACCAAAGCCUCUGGCUACUUCGCCCGCAAACUCCUCAACCACACGCCCGCAACCCACGUCCUGGCGCCGCAAUACCGCCUCUCGACGCUGCCGGCCUCACCCACUUCCAACCCCUUCCCCGCCGCCCUGCAAGACUGCCUCUCCGCCUACCUCCACCUCCUCAACGACCUGCACAUCCCCGCUAGCCGCAUCAUCCUGUCCGGCGACUCGGCCGGCGCAAACGCAGCCAUCUCCCUCUUGAGAUACAUAUCCCAAUUCGGCGCCGAGCUCGAUAUCCCUGCGCCCAGGGCAGCGUUGCUCUGGUCCCCUUGGAUUUCGCCGGCGGACAGCAUCCAUCGCUCCAAACUCGAAAGCAACAGGAAUUACGGCACCGAUUACCUCCCCUACUCGUUUACCUCGUGGGGCGGUCUCGCGUACGCGGGUGCUGCGGGGCCCAAGGUGCUGGAGAGCGAGUACGUUUCGCACAAGGGGAGGCCGUUUCGGACGAGCGUGCCCGUGUGGGUGAAUACGGGGAGUGCUGAGGUGUUGUUCUUCGAUGAUGUCGAGUGGGUGGAGAGUAUGAGGGGGGUGGUGGGGAACGAGGUGGUGCUGGAUGUCGAGGAGACGGCCGUGCAUGAUGUUUGUCUUGUGGGCGGGCAGUUGGGGUUUGAUGCCGAGGCGACGGCUUGUGCGAGGAGGGCGGGGGAGUGGGUGAGGGGGUUGGGGGUGGGUGGAGAGGGAAUGAAUUAG